AUGGCCUCAGGAAAUAUUCCGCCUGAGUACAGGACGUACUCCAACGCCGUCUACGCCAGCGUCGAAUCAACUGUCCCCCUCACAGACUAUCCAGGUUGGGAUGAACAAGACCACCCGCAACUGAACGAGCUACGCAGAUCUAACGCUAACCUUAAGCGCCGUAUCCGUCUCCUUCGCCUCCUUUCCCGCCUCGCUAGCCUUAUCCUUAGCAUCGCCGCCUUUAUCCCUAUCGCUAUGACCGUCCAUAAGUUCCUCACGACGCACAACGUCUACCGCGACGUCUUGCUUUCUAACGGCACGACUAUCCACCGCACCGCCUGGGCCGCGGACUCGAAAGUCUGGCCGACGUACAUGUACUUUGGCGUCGCCUUGAUAGCGCUCGUCCUGGAUGCCGGGAUCCUGGUUUUAUACCUACGGUCCGUUAAGACGGCUAAUGGGAUGGACAGUGUUGCUAGCGCGUUCAGCUGGGUGGUGCUUAUAGGGAACUUGGUGGUCUGGGCCGUUGCGGCGGGAAUAUAUAGGUAUGAGAAAGAUGGGGGGGACAGGCCGAAGGAUUUGUGGGGGUGGACUUGCGCCAGCGCUGCGGCGAGGAUCCAGGAUGUCUUUAGUGAGGAGGUGGAGUUUGAGAAGUUUUGUGGUGUGCAGUCGAUCUCUUGGGGUGCUGGAAUAGCGCAAGCGGCUGCGGGAUUCCUGUCGCUAGUCAUCUUCUUCUGGGCUGUUCGAAGGCGUCAGACGAAGAAGAACAUCAGGCGGAUAAGCCACAAGCUAACGGAUCAAUAUUGA
This is a messenger RNA of Coniosporium apollinis CBS 100218, 783 nucleotides long. RefSeq lists its product as uncharacterized. The transcript has 3 exons. Bases 1 to 783 code for a protein of 260 amino acids. The record is from RefSeq and is a predicted model, not a curated record. NCBI's taxonomy places the organism in Eukaryota, Fungi, Ascomycota, Dothideomycetes.